GAAUGAAGGGCUGUCGCGCUCAGAGAAUGGUACAGUCUGGUAGUCUGAGCUUUUGCUUUCUCGUCGCUCCCUGACCGCGACCGAAGGCAAGUGGCUAAACACGUACAGUUCUUCUAACCAGAUUUCCGUCAACAUGACGUGUUCUUCUAGUGAAUAAUUCGGUCAAUAAAACAUGGACAUUAAGCCGGUGCUGGCACUGAUAGAUGGGAGGAAAGUUAAAAUCCACAGGCCUUGAAGGCAGCAGAUUGGGAGUUCAUAUGGGCCAUGAGGAACUUUAAAGGAGCAGAUUUUGGAAAAUGGAUGAGCAACCAAGAACAGACGAAAGUUUUGCUGGCUGAACUGAAGGAGUUCCUGUCCAGACCACUGGAAAGCCCCACAGGCCGUUCACUUGCAACACAGCAGCGGCUGGCAUGUGAUGGCAUUCUGAGGGCCUGCAACCAGCAAGUGGUGGCUGGGCUGGCUAGUCCCGAGCACCUGAGCAGCUUGUUGGAGCUGGUAGAGAUGGCCUGUGAUGGCUACUUGACAGCAACCCCUCAUCGCUCACCUCUCUACUUGGAACGGAUCCUCUUUGUUCUAUUGAGAAAUAUUAGUGCCCAGGUGUCCCCAAAAGCUGUUCAUCGCCUGAUCCAGUCAUUGCAUGCUUGUCUCGUGCAGCAUGUGCCCGUGACUACAAACCAGGACUAUGAGACAAUCGCCCGAGGGGCCUUUUCUUUGCUUUGGAAGAGGGCAGACGCAGCUGAGGAUCAACAUUCGGCCUUCUCUGUUCGCCUAUGGGCUCUGAGCUUCUUGGUUCUCCUAGAGAAUGAAAGUACCCCCUGUAAAUUCCCCCAUUUUUCUUCCCCGACGGCUUGUCAAGCUGAAGCUGCCUGCCGGCUCUUUGAAGCUAAUGGUCAUCCUUUGAGUGAGGCAGAUACCUGCUUCCUCAAUGAACAGCUCUCUACUCGUGUGAUCAAAGUGCUGGUUGGUGAGGAAGCUGGCCCUUCGUGUGCUCUCUCCCCCCGCAGGGCCCUCUGCCUCCUAGAGCUCACCUUAGAGCGGUGCCGGCGGCUCUGCCUGCACCGCUGCUGUGAUGAGGCCACCAGGGCUGUGCAGGAAGCCCAGGGUUACCUAGGAAACACAGACUUGGCCCCUAGCCUCCAGCUGUGCCAACUUGGGGUAGAACUGCAGAGACUGCUGCCGGGAGCUCUUGGGGUGGUGGGUGAGCUGUUGAGCAAAGCUGCUGCUACCCUUGAUUUUGGUGUGCAGGGCCCAUCAUCUUCACUUAGGGCCCUUUCCGAGGCUUGCCAGUUCAUCUUCUCAGUCCUAGAGAAUGAUACCCUGAAAAAGCAUGAUUCGGACACCGUCUUGGGCUUUUCUGCCUUCCUGGGCAAAUACUGUCAUCUUCUACGCCAGCUUCGGGACAAUCCUCCUGUGGAUUGUCCCAAGCAGCAGCAAGUCUUGACUCAGAUGCAUUUUCAUGGAUUCCAACUUUAUACCAAGAUGGUUUAUGAUUUCUUCAAUGGUUCUAAGAUAACUGAGUUGACUGACCUAACACAGCUAGGAGAGAGUUGUCGCCAUGCUGUUGUCUGGAUGCUCGAAGCUUUAGAGGGCCUAAAAGACCAAGAGCAGACAGAGUACCUUGGAAUCACUGCCUGCUGUACCAGUCACUUGGCAUACAGAUUCUACAGCCAGAAGCUUUAUGCAGAGGCCAGCUCUGUCACUGAGCCUUUCUGUCAGAAGAUGGGAUUGGCAAAACCUGGAACAUACUCUGGACUACUUCCAGAAAGGCUACACAAAUGCUUCCGGCUACAUGUAGAGAGCCUGAAGAGACUAGGCCAGUUAGCCCAGGGCUGCAAAAUGGUGGUUCUAUGGCUGAUGGCACUGCGGCCCCAUACCGUGGAGCAGAUGGCAGAACCCAUUGGCUUCUGGAUCCGUGUCAAGAUGGAUGCUGCCAAAGUUGGUGACAAGGAGUUGCAGUUGAAGACACUUCGAGACAGCCUGACUGGAUGGAGCCCAGAGGUCCUGACGCCCCUGCUGGUAGAAGAGUUGCGAGGAUAUAAGGCAGUACGGGCUGACACAGCACAAGAGCGCUUCAAUAUUAUUUGUGACUUGCUGGAGCUGAGUACAGAAGAGACACCAGCUGGGGCCUGGGCCCGGGCCACCCACUUGGUAGAGCUUGCCCAAGUGCUGUGCUACUAUGACUUUGCCCAGCAUGCCGACUGUUCAGCCUUGGAUGCAGUGCAGGAGGCCUUGAAGCUGUUGGAAUCUGUGCAGCCUGAGAGCCAGGUUACAGACCAGUUUUUGGAUGAUAAAGCACAGGCUUUGCUGUGGCUCUACAUCUGUACCCUGGAGGCCAAAAUGCAGAAAGGCAUUGAGCAGGACUUGAGGACAAAGUCGCAGCCCAACUUGAUAGAACUAGAAACCAAUGACCUGAAUUAUGAAGAUAAAAUACAGAAUGACCAUUUUCUCUACAGUAGCCUUGCCUUCAAUCUGGCUGCAGAUACAGCUCAUUCUAAGUGUUUAGAUCAGGCAUUAGCACUUUGGAAGAAGAUGCUAACAAAAGGGCAGGUGCCCAUGGUGAGAUGUCUGCCACAGACCACUUCCUCCCUCCAGAUCCUGGCUGCUCUCUGUCAGAUGCUGGGCAAGCCCCUACAGGCUCUAGAGACAUAUUUGUUGCUACAUACGCUCUCAGAAAAUCUUAAGGACUACAUUCGUGCAGCCAGUGCCUCUUGCCAUAUUACCCGGAUCCUUUUGACACUUGACUGUCCCAGCUAUGCCCAGGUAUAUUUGAAAGAGGCCGAGUCCAGUUUGCAGCUCAGUGAUCACAGCAGUGAUGGAUACCUGCUCCUCUCCCAAACCUGUGUCUUACUUAGAAGUCAACUUUACUACAUCCAUAAAAAGGUGGCCGAAGGCCUCUCUUUGCUGCUGUCUGUGUUGCGGGAUUCAGCCCUUCAGAAGCCUUCUAAAGCCUGGUACUUGCUUCGGGUUCAGGCCAUGCAGUUGGUGGCUGUCUACCUUAGUCUCCCCUCAAGCAGCCUUUCUGUCCAACAAUGGGAGCAACUUUAUUCUCAAGGCUGGCAGACUUCUGAGAUAGCGCUCAUUGAAUCCCACAAGCUCCUCCGAAGCAUUAUCAUACUUCUGAUGGGCAGAGAUGUGCUCUCUCUUCAGCGGACAGCUGGGGAGACUGUCUUUCUCGACUAUGGUGAGAACCUAAUACAGAAGUGGCUAGUUCUUGCAGAAGUUCUGGGCUGCUCAGAAAAGCUGGUCACCCUGUUAGGACGCUUGGGCACUGUGAGUGAAGCCAAGGCCUUCUGUCUGGAGGCUUUGAGGCUCACACUGAAGUUGCAGUGUCUACGUCGGUGUGCCCUGUUCCUGGUGCUAAAGGGAGAGCUAGAACUAGCCCGAAAUGAUCUUGACCUCUGUCAUUCAGAUCUCGAGCAGGUGCUAUUCCUGCUUCAGUCUGAUACAGAGUUCGAAGGGAUAACCCAGCCACGAGAUAAGGCAAAAAAAAUCCAUCCCCAGAAAGGACAACAACAGUCCCAAGUACUAUCCUGUUCCGAAUUACUUGAAGAAGAACCCUUCCUGAAGGGCCCUGCUCUGCAGCUGGUGGCCACUGUGGAUAAGGAUCCUGGCCCCUCCAUAUCCUCCCCUGUGCUGAAAACCAAACCUCAGCCUUGCCCUGCCUUCCUUUCCCAUCUGUCUGCCUGCAACUGUACACUCUGUACUGAUCCUGCUCUAUUAGCUGUCUGCCUCCGGUGGCUGCUAGCCUCUGCUGGUGUGGAAUUUUCCUCAGGUAAUCGGGCAAAGGGCCUGGACUUGUUACAGUCUGUGCUCAAGAGAUGCCCGGAGGCCACAGACUGUCUGGCACAGGUUUUGCAGGCUAUUCUGAGCCAAGAAGUCCCACCGUCACCUGCCCCAAGAUUCCUAGAGGAUCUCAUUGCUCAAGCUUAUACUCGAUUGGCUCUGGAAGGCAUAAAUCAUCCACCAACCAAGGGCCUAUGGGCAAUAUUAGAGACUGGGUUGAAUUUUGUUGCUUCUAGGACUCCCCAUCUGGACCACUGGCAUGCCAGCCUACUUGUGGCAAAGGCCCUGGCAUCGAUAUCCAAUCUCAGCUGUUUUACCACUCAGCUUUUUGGGAACACCUGGCCUUGGCAACCCCCAGUGGGGAAAUUAUCCCAGACUUCUAAAUCUUCUAAAAAUCAGAGCCAGAAGCUUACGGAAGAAAAGAGCAAGCAGAUGGUCUCGAAUGACCCGUCCCUUCACAGUACCUCCCUAGAGAGUCUGGAUGAGAAGCUUCCAGCUGUACUGCGGCCGAUGGGGAGACCUUGUACCCCAAAGCAGCCGGGGCCAGCUGGUCCCCACAUGCCCUUCACCGUGUUUGAUGAGGAGCUCUCUGUACAAAGCAAGCCUGAGCUAAUGAAAGCACCAAGGGUCAGGUGCAGGACCCAAACCCGCCUCAAGGUGAACUUUAGUGAUGAUGAAGACUCCAUCCCCUCUGUGAGAUUGGCUGAAAAGCCCAAAAGAGGAAGAGCAGCCUCUCGAGGCCGAGGUCGAGGCCGGGGUAGCAGGGUCUCAAGACUAAAGACAAAUAACAAAGGUGCUCCAGCAGGGUUCAAGGAUCAGUUUACUUCUGGCAGCCACAGCAGAAAGGCCACAGUAGAGGAACAUGUCCCUCAGAGAGCCCUUCGACGUCAGACAAAGUUGGAUGUGGAGUUCAUGCGGACCAUUCGUGAAGAACACAAGACUGACCAGCUGGAUAUGAGCUUUGAGAUUCUCCAGGAUUCUGAUGAAGAAGGCAUGGUCUCAGGUGGGCAGAAAUGGAUGCCAUUGUGGCAUGAGAUAGCCGAGGGAGAGUGUGAAGUGGUAAGACGAGAUGCUGGCAAGGAGGUUCCAUCUGUCUUGGCUCCAGAGAAGAGAGAAAGCCACAAACAGCGUGGCACACGUUCCAGACUUGUCUCUGCCCCUGCCACUUUUGGCUUCUCUACCCUUGACUCUGUCUAUGAGUCCCUGAGCACUGCCUUCCGCUGCAUCAGCCAUUGCCCCCCCAGUGGGCUCCACGCUCAGCUGUGCCGCCUCCUGGCUUUGUGUGUGGGAUCCCGGGAUCCCUACGCCACUGCCUUUUUUGUGACCGAGUCUGUCUCCAUCACCUCUCGACACCAGUUGCUCACCAGCCUUCACCGGCAGCUGCACAAAGCACAAAAGCAGCAAACAGUGGAUUUGACUGAGCAAUUCCAGGGGCUGAAUCUUCAGGAAGAGCCCAAAGGUGUCCCCUUCAACCGCCUCCAGCACCUCUUUUCAUUCAGAACUCCAAGACCUGGCUGCUUCCCUCAGCCUGAGAAGGAGAGUUUCCUAGAACUUCUGGCUCAAAUUCCUAGUGGGGUGACAGUGUGUGUGCUGGCCUUAGUCAGCCUCCAGAAUGGAACAGUGGGAGAUACAUUACUGUUGACACGUUUGGAAAAGAAUACUCCCCCUGUCACUAUCCAGAUACCCACCGCCCAAACCAAGAUGCCUCUGAGUUUGGCUUUGGGAGAGUUUGAUGCGAUCCAGAAGGAACAGAAAGAGAAUAGCAGCUGUACAGAGAAGUCCAAAUGGUGGGCAACUCGGCUGAAACUGGAUCGAAGGAUGGAGGACCUCAUCACUUCCCUAGAGAAACAUAUACUAGGCUGUUGGAAGAUGAUGCUGGUACCCUUCACUGGGAAUCCAAGCCUGACCCAAGAGGCUUCCUCUCUAAAGGACUCACUAGGGCAAUGUGGCUGGAAGUCUCCUGACCCUACCUUGCUACAGGUGGUUUUGGGUGCUGCCCAUACCCUUUCCCCUCAGGACGUUCAGGCAUUAGCCAAUGGUCUAUGCCAGGCCCAGCCAGAAAAAGCUCAGGAGCUACUACAGGAGGCCAUUGAACGUUGGAAAGGCCAGACUGGGGAGAGUAAUGGACACCUAGUUCUGGUAUUGGAUAAGGACUUGCAGAAGCUGCCCUGGGAAAACAUUCCCAGUCUUCGGGCACAGCCUGUUACUCGGCUGCCCUCACUCCGAUUCCUGCUCAGCUACUCCCUUAUCCGAGAGACUCAGGCUUCGUCAGUAUUGAAUAGGGGAGUGAAUCCACAAAAUACCUUCUACAUCUUGAACCCGCAGAACAAUCUAGGAGGCACAGAGGAUCGAUUCCGAGCCAGAUUUUGCAGUGAGGCUGGCUGGAAGGGGCUGGUUGGUGAGGCCCCAAGCCAAGAACAGGUUCAGGCAGCCUUGACAGAGCAUGAUCUAUAUAUUUAUGCAGGACAUGGGGCUGGUGCCUCCUUCCUGGAUGGGCAAACAAUUCAGCGGCUCAGCUGCCGAGCAGUAGCCUUAUUGUUUGGGUGUAGCAGUGCUGCCCUGGCUGUACACGGGAACCUGGAAGGGGCUGGCAUCGUUCUAAAGUACAUGAUUGCAGGCUGCCCCCUGUUCUUGGGAAACCUGUGGGAUGUGACAGACAGAGAAAUAGACCGCUACACAGAAGCGCUGCUUCAGGGCUGGCUGGAGGCUGGGUCAGGAGCUCCCCUCCUCUCCUAUAUCAUCCAGGCAAGACAGGCUCCCAGACUCAAAUAUCUCAUUGGUGCUGCACCAGUAGCUUAUGGCUUGCCUGUCUCCCUCCAGUGAAGAAAAAAAAGUCUCUUUUAUAGUUUUUACCUCUGGUUUCUUUACCCAAUUUUUUUUUUCCAAUGUUUAUAUGUGUGUUUACUCAUUUAAUAAAGUUGUUAUUUAAGCUUA
Messenger RNA from Sarcophilus harrisii (Tasmanian devil), 6717 nucleotides. RefSeq names its product molybdate-anion transporter. NCBI's taxonomy places the organism in Eukaryota, Metazoa, Chordata, Mammalia, Dasyuromorphia, Dasyuridae. The coding region runs from base 265 to 6606 and encodes 2113 amino acids. Gene Ontology annotation, cellular component: nucleus; membrane; mitotic spindle. Gene Ontology annotation, biological process: proteolysis; molybdate ion transport; meiotic chromosome separation. Gene Ontology annotation, molecular function: cysteine-type endopeptidase activity; molybdate ion transmembrane transporter activity. The transcript is spliced from 32 exons. The record is from RefSeq and is a predicted model, not a curated record.